This is a messenger RNA of Micromonas pusilla CCMP1545, 606 nucleotides long. RefSeq lists its product as uncharacterized. The record is from RefSeq and is a predicted model, not a curated record. Lineage: Eukaryota; Viridiplantae; Chlorophyta; Mamiellophyceae; Mamiellales; Mamiellaceae. The transcript has a single exon. The coding region runs from base 1 to 606 and encodes 201 amino acids.
AUGAUCAGCAGCGACUGGGACGUGUACGGCGGGCCGCCGAGCACGUGGGACACUGGUGACGGCGGCGCAAACUUCACGCCGCCGACGGCAGCGAGCGCGGCAACACUAUCGGAAAAUCCGAGACUUGUCGUGUCCGACACUGCCGCAGGGCUAGCUCCCCUGGGCAUGAGCGUGGAUGACGUCGCAGCCGCGCGGAUGAUGGGCUCGACCGCGGCGGGCGGCGUGGCGACCGCGGGCGCGACGCUCGCAAUGCGCCCGAAGCGAUGGGACGGCCGCGAGUGCGACCAGUGUGGGUUGCAAAUACACGAGUCGGACGCGCGGUUCUGUCGUCGCUGUGGCGAGCGCUUGGGGCUCACGGAGAGUGCGGGGACGCUGUACGUGAAGAAGGACCCAGCGGUCGUGGAGAAGAGGAAGAAGAGAACCGCGCAAGGAAGCCGGAAUUUGAGCGCCAAGUUCAAACCCGCGGCGAGCAUGGGGGGGGGCAUGCGCCUCGGGUUGGACAUCUCUGGCGCGAUGCAGGUGUCGUCGAAGGCGAAGUCGAAGUCGAAGUCGAAGAAGAAGCGGGACCCGAGCGGCGGCGCGAAGAAGCGCGAGGAGGAGGCGUGA